GGGGCGGGGACCAAGAGCCGAGUUUGUGUGCGUCAGACACUCCAGCUGGGCGUCUGGGAUCCCCUGGGAGCGCCGCGGGGCCUCGCAGGGGUGCCAGAAGCCCGCGCUCCGGUUUGACCAGCGCCUGCCCGCGAGGGAACAGAGCGCAACAUGCUCGCAGCCGCCGAGAGCCUCCUACGUCUCCGCCCGGGGCGCAUCCUCUGCGCCCCGAGGGCUCCUCGAGAGGCCGCGCAGCUGCCCAUCGCGCCUUUCCGGACCCUCCGUUACUCCAGCGGUGGGGCUCCCAGCGGCUCUGGGCCCCAGGGUUCGGCAGGGAAGGUGCACAGGGUCCCCGCCGAGCACAAGCCCUCCCAAUUCGACAAGAAAAUCCUGCUGUGGACUGGCCGUUUCAAAGCGAUGGAGGACAUCCCGCCUCGGAUCCCGCCAGAAAUGAUAGAUGCUGCAAGAAACAAGGCCCGAGUGAAAGCUUGUUACAUAAUGAUUGGACUCACAAUUAUUGCCUGCUUUGCAGUGAUAGCAUCAGCCAAAAGGGCUGUAGAACGACAUGAAUCCUUAACAAGUUGGAACCUGGCAAAGAAGGCUAAGUGGCGUGAAGAGGCUGCUUUGGCUGCACAGGCUAAGGCUAAAUGAUACUCUAAGUGACAAAGUGUUAAUCAGACUAUCAUCACUAUUAUCAGCAACAAUAAAAGAUAGGUAAAAUGAACAUUUAACAAAACAUUUGCCGUGGGUUUUUUUGUGUUUUCUUGUUUUGUUUUUGUGGCGUUUUUUGUUUU
Molecule: messenger RNA, 773 nt
Organism: Hipposideros armiger (great roundleaf bat)
Lineage: Eukaryota; Metazoa; Chordata; Mammalia; Chiroptera; Hipposideridae
Gene: FAM162B
Product: family with sequence similarity 162 member B
Exons: 4
Coding region: 151-630 (159 amino acids)
Source: RefSeq, a predicted model, not a curated record